Messenger RNA from Aplosporella prunicola CBS 121167, 540 nucleotides. RefSeq lists its product as uncharacterized. NCBI's taxonomy places the organism in Eukaryota, Fungi, Ascomycota, Dothideomycetes, Botryosphaeriales, Aplosporellaceae. The transcript is spliced from 3 exons. The coding region runs from base 1 to 540 and encodes 179 amino acids. The record is from RefSeq and is a predicted model, not a curated record.
AUGCCAGUAGACAUCAGCCUUAUCAGCCUUGAGGUGCUCGCCGUUCUGCCCCCUCUGAACGACCACAUCAACAAGAUUAUUGAGCAAACCCCGCCUUCUGAAGUCCCAACCUCACGUCUCGACGCGCAGAUCCAGCACGAGCUACAACUGGGAGACAAGGACGACAGAGGCGAGAUUGUCAGAUACAUCGCCCACGAGCUUGCGAUCCACAUCAAGGAGUUGCGAGAGGAGAAGCACCAUCGGCUGGAUUUUCAGCGCUUGAUGAAGUUGUAUGAACAGCAGCAAGAACAGCAGCAAGAACAGAAGCAACAGAAGUGGCGGAAGUUGCUGAAGCCACUGAAGCUGCUGAAGCGGCAGAAGACCCAACACCAGUCCGACACCCAGCUCGACGCCCAACCUGAGUUUCCAUACACCCGCCCAGCCCCGACGUGCGCGUGUGGACAAUGCCCGGAUGGCGGUUGUGACUUCUCGCUCGUGAACAAGGACGAGUACGGCCCCUGCAAAGACUGCGAGUGCGUAAACAAAGCGUGGCGCGGCUAA